AUGGGCUGGGAUCUUCUUCCCCCAAAAGCAUUUAAAGCCGGGGCUCACGAGCUGGCUGUGCCACUUGCUAAUCUGUAUAACACCUGCAUUAAGGAGGGGCACUGGCCAGAAGACUGGAAGAAAGGUGAAUGGACUCCGGUUCACAAGAAAGAGGACAAACUACUAAAAGAAAAUUAUCGACCUGUCACUGUACAAAUUGUUAUCAAUAAGAUCUUUGAGCAACUUCUGUCUGGUCAAAUUACUGGCCACUAUAAUAGUAGUUUGUGUGACCAUCUGACUGCAUACCGGAAGAGGCACAGUUGCGAGACAGCACUAGUAUACUUGGCUGAGAGCUGGAGGUAA
Molecule: messenger RNA, 342 nt
Organism: Dendronephthya gigantea
Lineage: Eukaryota; Metazoa; Cnidaria; Anthozoa; Malacalcyonacea; Nephtheidae
Exons: 1
Coding region: 1-342 (113 amino acids)
Source: RefSeq, a predicted model, not a curated record